Euleptes europaea (tarantolino) is the source of this 593-nucleotide messenger RNA. RefSeq names its product ras homolog family member H (gene RHOH). Gene Ontology annotation, molecular function: GTP binding; GTPase activity. The transcript has a single exon. The record is from RefSeq and is a predicted model, not a curated record. Lineage: Eukaryota; Metazoa; Chordata; Lepidosauria; Squamata; Sphaerodactylidae. Gene Ontology annotation, biological process: small GTPase-mediated signal transduction. The coding region runs from base 1 to 576 and encodes 191 amino acids.
AUGCUGGAUUCGGUAAAAUGCGUUCUGGUGGGAGACGCCGCUGUUGGGAAAACGGCGCUGCUGCUGCGUUUUACCUCUGAGACUUUUCCGGACAGUUACAAGCCAACUGUGUAUGAAAACACGGGAGUUGAAGUUUUCUUGGAUGGAAUCCAGAUUAGUUUAGGCCUUUGGGACACAGCAGGCAGCGAUACCUUCAAAGGGAUCCGUCCUCUCUCCUACCAACAAGCUGACGUGAUAUUGAUGUGCUUCUCAGUGGCCAAUCACAACUCGUUCCUGAACCUGAGGAACAAAUGGGUUACAGAGAUCAGGACCCACUUGCCUCGGAUCCCGAUUUUAGUGGUGGGUACUCAGACUGACCAGAGAGAAGCUGGACCUUAUAGUGCUGCCUGUAUCAGUUCUGUGCACGGGAAGCAACUGGCCAAGGACAUCCGGGCUAAGGGCUAUGUGGAGUGUUCCUCUCUCAGCAACAGAGGAGUACAGCAGGUGUUUGAGUGCGCUGUCCGUACUGCAGUGAAUCAAGAAAGAAGACGGUCCAGGAGGAAGCUUUUCUCUGUUAAUGAGUGCAAGAUCUUUUGAACGACAGGCACAAAAUU